Molecule: messenger RNA, 1300 nt
Organism: Mucor mucedo
Lineage: Eukaryota; Fungi; Mucoromycota; Mucoromycetes; Mucorales; Mucoraceae
Exons: 5
Coding region: 135-1178 (347 amino acids)
Biological process (GO): CENP-A containing chromatin assembly; DNA replication-dependent chromatin assembly
Cellular component (GO): nucleoplasm
Molecular function (GO): histone binding
Source: RefSeq, a predicted model, not a curated record
GAAUUUGGAAAUCCUGUACAAAAAAGUAGAUCUAAAGUCACGGCAUUAAUGGACUGCUUUCUGUUCUGGGUCGCGCUAGCUUUCGUGAUGGUUACUGCCCGUUUUUUUUUUUUUCUUUUUUAACGCGCAUAAUUAUGUCUGAUAAAGAAACUCAAGCCAAGACCCUUUUCGAAGAAGGAAAACUUGCUUUUAAUAAAGGGGAAUACUCUGCAAGUAUCACCAAACUCGGUGAAGCAUGUCAACUAUUAGACGAAGUUAAUGGUUGUCUUGCACCUGCUAAUGGCGAUGCUUAUUUUCUUUAUGGUGAAGCUUUACUCCAGUUUGCCAUUCAACAAAAUACAGUUCUUGGACAGUCUGCACAAGCUUCGGCUACUGCUGUUGAAGAACAACAAGAAAUCGAAAAAGAAGAACAAGUUGAAUCCAGCAAUCCUUUAUUUCAAUUAGGUGCGAUGCCUGAUUUCACAACUAAAGCUGAGGUAGCUGAAGAAAGUGACGACAACGACGACGAAGAAGAAGAGGGCCAAGAUUCUGCCGAUGAUGAUUUUGAAGCAGCUUGGGAUAUUUUGGAUGUUGCUCGAGUCAUAUUUGAAAAGGGCGAAGAUAAAAACUCUCAGUUAAAGCUGGCUGAUGUCCAUUUAUGCCUGGGUGAUGUGUCACUUGAAACUGAAAAGUUCAAUGAAGCGUUGACAGAUUAUGAAAAGGCAAUUGAGAUAAAGCAAUCCGUUUUGGAAGACGACAACAGAGAAUUGGCCGAAGCUCAUUACAAGUACGCCCUUGCACUUGAAUUUUCUUCCGAUAAAGCAGAUCAAGCUCUUCCAGAAUUACAAAAAGCAGUUGCAGUAUUGAAAAAGAGAAUCGAAACCUUGGAAGUGGGUAAUGGAAAAGGCAAAGGAAAAGAAGUCGCUGAUUUGGAUACCAAAGCUCAAGAUGAAAUCACAGAUAUUAAGAGUCUCAUUCCGGAUAUGGAACUCAAGAUUGAAGAACUCUCUAACAGACAAGCUACUGAAAAAGAGGCCGAAGCAUUGUUAAAAGCCAUGUUAGGUAUCGGAAAGGGCAGCAAGGCCAAAGAAAUUUCAGAUGCCACUCCUGUAAAUGAUUUAUCAACUCUUGUAAAGCGUAAAGUAAAAGCCAUUGUCACAGAGGAGGAUUCUAAAGACAAGAAGCAAAAGUUGGAAUAGAGGAUCCCGUUAUGUUCUGUCUCAAGAGCAGCUUCGAUGCAUACACAAGUGUGUAUGAAGCAAAGAAGAUCCUCAAAUUUGUAGAAUUUCAAAUAAAGUUUUUUUUUUAUAUGUACAUCAAA